AUGUUGAAGUCCUUGCGCGAGAAGGUUGUGUCCAAGUCUUCCUUGGUGCCUUCUGUCGACGACGCCUACAUGAAGAAUAUUGAGGUCUAUGUGUCCAAGACCUUGCAGAACUUUGAGACCAACAGCGAUGCUUCUACCAAGCACGGUGAGUUCAAGAACUUGCUUGCAUCCGUUGAGACUUCCGCCCUGACUGAGAUGCUCAUCAAGAUUGGUGCCAACAACAACAAGGACGCCAAGGUUUCAGGUGUGUCUCAACUGCCUUUUGGUGAGAAGACCGCCUCGUUGCGUGCUGUGGUUUCCAACUACCAGAAGGCGCUUGCCAGCGUGGAGAGUGCCGGUGUCUUCGUCCUGUGCAACACCUUCCUGAGCGAGAGUGGUAAAUUUGAAUUUUCCAAGUUGAAGGAUGACAUCAACAAUGAGUUGGGCAAACGCCAAAUUCGCAAUGAAGUCCGUGCCGAGAUGGGCAGAAUGAUUGACUGA
Molecule: messenger RNA, 480 nt
Organism: Effrenium voratum
Lineage: Eukaryota; Dinophyceae; Suessiales; Symbiodiniaceae
Source: the annotation of a GenBank genome assembly